Perkinsus marinus ATCC 50983 is the source of this 816-nucleotide messenger RNA. RefSeq lists its product as hypothetical. The transcript has 2 exons. The record is from RefSeq and is a predicted model, not a curated record. The coding region runs from base 1 to 816 and encodes 271 amino acids. NCBI's taxonomy places the organism in Eukaryota, Perkinsozoa, Perkinsida, Perkinsidae.
AUGGUGGCACGUAUAGUACGCGAAAUCGUGAGCGGUGAGCUCGACGUGUCACCGAUCAUUGAUGACUUCAAACGUGAACAUCAACUGGAUGAAUAUGAUCCUUCUGGAGGGAAGGGUGGCAAGGGCUACCACGGCAAGGGUGGCAAGGGCUCCGACUGGCGUGGUAGCAGUAAAGGUGGUUGGGGAAAUGACAGUGCUCGCUACACUAGUGGUGACUGGUCUGGUGGUAAAGGGGGUUGGGGUAAGGGUGGUGACUAUGGGGGAAAGGGUGGCUUCGGUAAGGGAGGAGAUGAUUCCUCGAACUACUACGGUGGUGGGGGUAAGGGGUAUGCACCUAAUCCCGCGCCCUAUGGUGGCAAGGGCGGUGCUUACCGGAGUGAUCCUUAUGGAACUUCACGUUACGGUGGUAAGGGCUAUGAGUAUGGCAGUAAGGGAGGCUCAUCAGACUCGUAUGGAGGUAGUGCGGGUCGAUUUGAGAGGGCAGCCCCCAGUGGUGGUGACUACUACGGUAAAGGCAGUUAUGGUGGUGGUAAAGGGGGUAGUGCCUCUGGCUAUGCUUACAGUAAAGGCGGCAAGGGAGGAUUCGCUACCAGUAGUGAAGGAGGGUAUGGGGGUAGUUGGGGUGGCAAGGGUAAAGGUAAAGGAGGAGGCUGGUCUACUGGUGGUGGUGGAGGAGGAGGUUGGGACUCUAGUCCUGAGGACUCCCCCAUCCCUCAAAGCGGCGGCGGCGGUCCUUCAUCGUACAGUAGCAGACCGUGGGGUGGCGACCCCUCGCCUUGGGGAGGUAAAGGAAGGAAAGGCGGGUACGGUUACUGA